Molecule: messenger RNA, 2853 nt
Organism: Tachysurus fulvidraco (yellow catfish)
Lineage: Eukaryota; Metazoa; Chordata; Actinopteri; Siluriformes; Bagridae
Product: thy-1 membrane glycoprotein-like
Exons: 4
Coding region: 172-702 (176 amino acids)
Source: RefSeq, a predicted model, not a curated record
AGAGCUGCAGAAUGGGUGUGAGAGAGCAAUGCAGCACUGCAGCACAAAAACCUCCAGACUGAUCAGAGAUCUGCUGUUGAACACAGCUCUACACAACCGUUCCAUAAAGCUGUAGCCUUCUUUCUCUGUUUAUUCAGAGCUCAUUGCCCUUGGAGGAAGACAGCUGGAACGAUGAGGCUGCUGAAAGGACAGCCAACAACAAAGCUACUUGUGUGGACUGUUACUCUGUCAGUUUUAAUGAAUCCUAUUCUUACUGAUGAUAACGAUGAUGAUGAAGAUGAUGAUGACAACGGUGAUGAAGAAAUGACUGUGUGUCAGGAGGAAGAUCAUGACCUUAGAGUGACCUGCCCGCUGCGACCUAAACCAAACUACCACACUGAGUUCGAGUUCUCCAUGUCCAAGGGCAGACGAGAAGUCAUCGUUAACACCAACGUAUCUGGGACGAUGCCUGAUUACAGAUUCAGGCAUAACACUUAUGUGGAAGAGCUGGAACCGUAUGGGUUCAAACUGACCAUAAUGAGCUUCACCCUAACAGAGAACACAACAUUCAUAUGCAGAGUGACAAACGAAGACAAGAGACUGUUUGUUGACGUGGAUACCCUGCAGCCCUGCUCUGCAAUCUGUGUGUUUCUUCAGAGUUACCCCUGGUUGCUGAGUCUCCUGCUUCCUCUCUGUAUUCUUCAGACACUGGAGGCCCUUUAAGCAUCAGUCUGAAGCACUGCUGCCCUCUGCCAAUAUAUCAGUGUGUCAGUUUCUCAGUGUCAUAUCAGUGAUGAAAGCCGAUCAUUAUAAUGCUCUGUAAUUUUACAGCACUAUUUUAGAUAUGUAAAGUAAGUGCCAAUAGCUGCCUCUAUGAUGGUGUCUUUUGUCACAUCUGAUGCAUUAGCAUGUUGCUCAAAACUAUGUUGCUAUGUCUGAGUAAAACUAAUUGCUAAUGGUGUUUGGGUCAAAUUCAUCUGUAGCAGCAUUUAUGAGCUGGAUUUAAACAUCCUUUGGGUUGAAGUUACAGGACAUGACAAUUCAUGUAGUAAGACAACAUUUAUGGUCUUUACCUUAAGUGUACAUUUAUUUAAAUGGCUUUUCCCUAUUUUUAUUAUUUUAUUUAUUUACUCUGAAAUUGCUAUUUGUAUUAAUUUUAUGUAUGUAUACUAACUCAGCAUUAGCCUUAAAUUAUUAUAUCUGUUAUACAGAAUGUUAAGGGCAAACUGAAGUUUAUGUAGGUUAAAUUCAAUGUUAAGGGUGGCUGUGUGCUACUUCUGCAUAAUAACCAAUUUUUGUGUUAUUAUUAUUAUUAUUAUUAUUAUUAUUAUUAUUAUUAUUAUUAUUAUUAUUAUUAUUAUUAUUAUUAUUAUUAUUAUUACUGCUGAUUAGUUGAUCCUGGGCCCAGGGGCACCCAUGUCUAUAAAAGAUUAGCCAUGGGUCUUUUUUCAAGUUUUUUCCCCUCUUUUUUCUGUUUAUCUAUCUCCACUUAAGGACAAAGUAAGGCUUUUUAUAUUGCUGGAACUUCAAUCCAAGCAGCAUACACGUGACCCAUAGUGUCUUGAAUACAAUAUGCAGCUAUAAACAAAUUCACACACCUUGCAGAAAGAUAAGUAUCCUAUUCAACAUGAGAACACUGUGGCAGCAAUAAAAAGAAUAAUAAAAAUCCCCAUUCCAAUCAUAUACACCAUGCGCACCAACACAUAAAACCCACAUUGUUAAAAAAAGUUUAUGCAUUUGUUAAUGUAUAUAUAAAUUGCAUUAUUUUAGCAGUUGCAGUUAAAAAAAUCCUGAAAUAUCUCUUAGUCCCUCACACUUAUAACUGUCUUCAUUUAACUUAAUAAUAGUGUUGUGGCUCAGUUUAAUGUCAUUCAGAUUGAGCAUUCAGUUUAAAUCCAUGCUCAUCAAGGGCCAAUCUUUGACCAAGGCCUUGGGACAUGUGUCUAGUCAGUUAUCCAAUUUUUUCUUUAUCUUUUUUCUUCUUAUUUUUCUUAGUAGUAGUAGUAGUAGUAGUAAUAAUACUAAUUAUUAUUAUUAUUAUUAUUAUUAUUAUUAUUAUUAUUAUAUUAAUAUAUUAUUAUUAGUAGUAGUAGUAGCAGUAGUAGAAGUAGUAGUAAUAUUGGUAUUAUUAUUAAAUUAUUAUUGUUGUUGUGUUGUUAUGUGAUAUAAUUAAUGUGUGCGGGCUCCUUUAAGAGCGUUACUUAAUGAUGAUGUCAUCAGCGUCAGACUAGUUCUAACUUCUAGUCGGUUGUUUAUGGGAAGCCAUCAAGCCCUCAUGGCAGCUCUGUCAAUCUUAAUUCAUCUGCUACAUUUCAUCUUCUUUCGUUGGCAUUGUUGGUAUGUUGAGUCAUGUUAAAAGGUUGUCUAUACUAUAUAAAUAACUAUAUUUGUCAGUAUUUUACAUUUUGUUCUAAGAGUUCAUUUAAAUUUGAAAUCCAAAUAUUUACAGUACAGACAAGUGUUAAAUAUAUAUUGCUUUAAAAUGUGCAUGUUGGACACAAAGGACUUUAAAUAUUAGUUGUGUGAUAUGUUUUAUUUAUGAAUACAUGUUUGAUUCUCAUGUUAUGUAAACAACUUUCAUUAAUUAGCUAAAAUUCAUUCUUUUCUUUGUUUUACCCUACUUCCAGUCAACCAUUAAACGAAGUGAAUUGGAUGUCUGCUUCAGUGUGGUGAUUGGUAGAGGAGUUGUCUGUCUGUCAACUGAUGCAAGGCGUAUUAGGGUGGCAGAAUAGUUGUUGUUGUUGGUGGUGGUGGUGUUUUAUUUGUUUAUUUGAUCUCAUCUAUAACAGUAAUGAUUAUCUGUAUGCUGCUUUGACUGCUUUCUGUAUCAUUCAAAUAAACUUAGACACAGUCUGGAUAUGUGUCAUAACCAUC